This is a messenger RNA of Cygnus atratus (black swan), 1337 nucleotides long. RefSeq names its product cytochrome c oxidase assembly protein COX18, mitochondrial. Bases 5 to 1027 code for a protein of 340 amino acids. Gene Ontology annotation, biological process: mitochondrial respiratory chain complex IV assembly; protein insertion into mitochondrial inner membrane from matrix. Gene Ontology annotation, cellular component: mitochondrial inner membrane. NCBI's taxonomy places the organism in Eukaryota, Metazoa, Chordata, Aves, Anseriformes, Anatidae. The transcript has 6 exons. Gene Ontology annotation, molecular function: membrane insertase activity. The record is from RefSeq and is a predicted model, not a curated record.
CAAAAUGGCGCCGCAAGCCCGGCACCUCACCCUCCCUCCGCGCCCGGUGCAUGCGCACGGGCCCGACCGCACGCUGGGCGGGCUGCGCGCGCGGCGGACGUUGAGAAUGUGGCGGCUCGCGCGCGGCGGCCGGCCGUUAACGGUCGCCGCUGUGGUGGCGGCGUCGGCAAGCGGGAGCCCCGGCGGCUGGGGCUGGUACGGGUGGCUGGCGCAGACGGCGCCCGUGCACUGGGCUGAGGGCGGUCUGGUGGCCUUGCAGGCAGCCGCCGGGCUGCCGUGGUGGGCCGCUAUUGUUUGCGGCGGCGCCGCCCUCCGCACCGCCGUCACCUUGCCGCUAGCCGCCCACCAGAGCCGCCUCCUGGCCAAGUUGGAAAAUUUACAACCUGAAAUUAAAAAACUUUCUGAGCGUCUUCGCUAUGAAGUUUCUGUUCGUGGGAAGCAACUGGGUUGGUCUGAUAAGGUUGCCAGGUUUCAUUUUAAGAAGAACCUACGGAGGAUUAUCACGGAACUGUACAUUCGAGACAACUGCCAUCCCUUCAAAGCCACCUUACUGGUGUGGGUGCAGAUUCCGAUGUGGGUCUUCGUGUCCCUCGCUUUGCGCAACUGCAGCGUUGGUGCCUUGAACUCAGAAGUUCAAGAACAGUUUUCGACAGGUGGAACAUUGUGGUUUACAGACCUCACAGCACCAGAUUCUACGUGGAUUUUGCCGGUUUCACUUGGGCUCUUGAAUUUGCUGAUAGUGGAGAUUUUUGCCUCACAAAAAAUGGAAGUUUCCAGGUUCCAGAAGCUUGCUACAAAUUUCUUUCGAGUGUUGUCAGUAGUAAUGAUCCCUGUUGCUGCAACAGUCCCCUCAUCCAUGGCGUUGUACUGGUUGUCCUCAAGCUUCAUGGGACUCUCACACAACCUGUUGCUCCGUUCUCCGACCUUUCGCCGACUGUGUUGCAUACCAAGGACCAAAUCUGACUCGGACACUCCUUACAGGGAUAUCGUGUCUGCCUUGACUACCAGAUACGGUUUUAAGAAAUGAUGUGUUUUGAACUGUUGGAACAGCUGUCCCACAAAGCUAGCAUGCGUAAUUGAGAAGCGGUAUUUUGUUGAGAUGUACCUAUUUUACUUACUGUAAAGUGCUGCAGCUGAAAUACAUUUAUUUUACAAAGGAAAUGCUGACCCUCUGGCUAUAAAGAGUGAUUCAUCAGCACAAAUUUAUGUUUAUUGGGAAGCUUGGUUUUGAGGAUGCUGGUUUUGUAAGUAGUAUGGUUUGGUGAUGAAAGUCCAUCACCUGAAUUGUUGUAAGGAAUUGUGAAGAUGAAUAUUAAAUAAAAUCGUGACUCAUGUAG